This is a messenger RNA of Metarhizium album ARSEF 1941, 1797 nucleotides long. Its product is annotated as maltose permease MAL31. Gene Ontology annotation, cellular component: membrane. The record is from RefSeq and is a predicted model, not a curated record. The transcript is spliced from 4 exons. Lineage: Eukaryota; Fungi; Ascomycota; Sordariomycetes; Hypocreales; Clavicipitaceae. Gene Ontology annotation, molecular function: carbohydrate:proton symporter activity. Gene Ontology annotation, biological process: transmembrane transport; carbohydrate transport. Bases 1 to 1797 code for a protein of 598 amino acids.
AUGCCCCACCAAAGUCAGGAUGCCCAACAGCUCCGUUGCAAAGCUGCCAUCUCCAACCAAGACUCCAGCUUUGACUUCACCUCUUCACAGGCAGAGCAGGGAACGCUAGCCGAGCAUGCCUUGUCUGUCACGGAGGCCAUCAAGACAUAUCCAAUGGCUAUAUUCUGGGCCUUGAUGGUGUCCCUCACCGUCGUCAUGGAAGGAUACGACACAGCUCUCAUUGCCAGCUUCUUUGCGUAUCCGCCAUUCGUCCAGAAAUACGGCCAAUUUGCCGACGAGAAUGGCCAGCAUCAGCUGUCUGCGCCGUGGCAGGCUGGGCUGGCCAACUGUGGUGUCGUCGGCGCCUUCUUCGGCACCCUGAUCAACGGCCUGCUUGUCGACCGGUUCGGACAGAGGAGGGUGCUAGUCGGUGCCCUCGUCCUCCUCUCUGGCUUCAUCUUCAUGAACUUUUUUGCACCAAACAUUAUCGUUCUGGCCGUCGGGCAGCUUCUCUGCGGCUUCCCCUGGGGCAUAUUUACCUCGUCGGCACCGGCGUACGCGUCCGAGGUGCUGCCGCUCAGCCUGCGCGUUUACCUCACCUCGUACAGCAACAUGUGCUUCAUUAUUGGCCAGUUGAUUGCAGCCGGUGUUCUGGUCAGACUUGUCGAUCGGACAGACGAGUGGGCGUACCGCGUCCCGUUUGCCAUUCAGUGGUUGUGGCCGGCCGUACUCGUCGUACCGCUCUGCUAUCUUCCGGAGUCGCCGUGGUACUGGGUACGGAAUGGCAAGAUGGACGAGGCCGAGAAGUCCCUGCGUAGAUUGCAGCGAAAACACGCAAAUAUUGAUACAAAGGCUACGUUGGCAAAUAUUGUCCACACCAAUGAGCUCGAGAAGAAGCAUGCCGCCGGCACCAGCUACCUGGACUGCUUCAGAGGGGCCGAGCGGCGCAGGACCGAGAUUGCGUGUGUUGCCUGGGCCGGACAGAUACUCGCGGGCUCAAGCUUUGCGUACAACUCGACUUAUUUUUUUCAGCAGAUUGGCCUCGGCACCGACACCAUAUACACGCUCAAUAUCGGGGGCAAGUCCAUCGCCCUGGCCGGCACCUUAGUAAACUGGGUUGCGCUAGUGCCCUACUUUGGCCGGCGCCAAAUCUAUCUUUGUGGACUUCUCACCAUGUCGGCUCUACUCUUUGUAAUCGGGGUGCUGAAUGUCUGGAAUCGAAACGCCGAUAUUGGAAUGGCACAGGCCGUGCUGACUCUUGUCUGGACAUUCAUCUUCCAGUUAUCUGCAGGUCAGCUGGGCUGGGCUGUUGCCGCUGAGGUCGGGUCAACGCGUCUCCGGCAAAAGACAAUCUGCCUCGCCCGAAACUCUUACCUUGUCGCCAUCGUCAUAUCCGAAGUCUUGCUGCCGUAUCUUAUGAACCCACGACAGUGGAAUCUAAAGGGCUAUACCGCCUUCUUUUGGGCCGCUACGGCAUCCCUCACCUUUUGUUGGGCAUUCUUCCGGUUGCCAGAGACCAAGGGUCGGACGUAUAAGGAGCUUGACUGGCUUUUUGCCAAGCGCACUCGUACGAGAGCUUUUGCCAAGGCCCCAGUCGAUCCGUCUGACAAAGUCUCGACACGCACCGUCCAAUACGAACCAGCAUUCUCCGAGUUUGCCUGUCUGUGUCUGUGUGCCUGCGUGGCAACAACAUCAUACAUCAUCGUCGUCGAAUUCGGCCGCUUGUUCUACGGCUCUACGGCUCUACGGCACUACGGCACUACGGCACUACGGCACUACGGCUCUACGGCUCUACGGCUCUACGGCUCUCAACACUAG